Molecule: messenger RNA, 936 nt
Organism: Beta vulgaris subsp. vulgaris (sugar beet)
Lineage: Eukaryota; Viridiplantae; Streptophyta; Magnoliopsida; Caryophyllales; Amaranthaceae
Exons: 2
Coding region: 155-571 (138 amino acids)
Source: RefSeq, a predicted model, not a curated record
AUUUUCCAAAAGAGAAAUAAAAAAGGAAAAUAAAAUAGAGUUAUGACAUGAAGAAUGAGUCUAGAGAGAGAAACUCUCGCCUCUCUCUAGAAUUGAAAUUUUCUCACGAUUGUUCAUUUUACCUACAAUUGAACCUCCGCUACUUGGUGGAACCAUGGCUAAGGUUUCGAAGAAAGGUAAUGGUGGGCAGAAGGUGAAGCAACUGAUUAAGGUGGUUAAGAAACCUCAUACAGUUAAUGCGAAGAAGAUGAAGAAUGUGAAUAAGAUUUCAGAGAAUGUGGCCUUAAGUUGGACAUCAGAGCAAGAACUUGAUGACGAUUCUGUAGCAUCGGUGGAUUAUAAUGCUUUAAUGUUGGAUCGAGCAAAUUUUGAGGCGGCUCGAAGUCAACUGGCGAGUUGGGUGGCACGGAUGCGAACUCCGGCGAUACCUGCGUCCAGCAACAUGGUGAACCCUUCUCCUCAACCUUUGCAGCAAUUAGCCAGUCACACAGACUCAGUGGCAGGAGAGCUUUGUGGGAGUACCUAUGUUGAAAGUGAUGAACAAAUUGAAAAAGUUGAAGCAGGUUCUUAAAGUGUUGCACAGGAAUAAAUUCUCUAAUGUUGAAACUAAUGCUUCUGUUGCAUUAACAAAGCUCAUGGACAUUCAACAAAGUAUAUACCUUGACUCUCAGAACUUAGAGCUGCAUCAUCAGGAGGUUAAAGCCAGGAAAGUGUACGAUAAUUUGAAUGCUACUAAAAUGAGUUUCCUGAGACUGAAGCAGGAUUGGAUCAAGGGCGGUGAUGAAAAUUCUAGCUACUUUCAUGCUUGUUUGAGGAAGCGAAGACAACAUAAUCAUGUACAUAUAAUAAGAGAUGUAGAGGGUAUUUGGCAUGAAAAUUCGAAGGAUGUUGAACGAGCUUUCUUGAAGUAUUAUGAGAAGCUGUUGUGUUCAGAGA